Molecule: messenger RNA, 1907 nt
Organism: Sarcophilus harrisii (Tasmanian devil)
Lineage: Eukaryota; Metazoa; Chordata; Mammalia; Dasyuromorphia; Dasyuridae
Exons: 1
Coding region: 674-1396 (240 amino acids)
Source: RefSeq, a predicted model, not a curated record
UCUGGGCCAGAGAAAGCAGGCAUCAGUGUGGGCUGAUGAUGAUCCUGUGUCUCUCUUGUCGAAGAUGAGCCUCCCUGCAGUGGAGAGAAAUCCCUCACCAGCUCAGACGCAAGGGGAUGAUGCUUUUUUAGCCCCAGAAGCUCCAAGACCACCUCCCAAGGCUCAGAGGGGGCCUGAUUUGUUUCUGUGGAAGGCCUGGAGCGCUUGGGUCCUCGAAGCGUGGAUUUGAUCCAAGAGAAUCUGACAGUCUCCCCUCCCCCCCAUUCUUUCCUCCUUCCCUCCCCCAUCCCUUUCUCUACCUCGCACUGUUAUAUGACCUAAACAAUUAGGGCCAUUCCAGUUGGGUUCUAAAGCCCGGGUACAAUGGCUGGGACCUUCUUAUUGCAGCGAAUGGGUGAAUGAUGCCCUAGAUAGUGAAAGGUUCAUCGUGGGCUCAUUGAACUUUGCACCCUCCACUUCUUGUUCAUCCUGCUGCCAGGAGAGUAGAAGAAAAAGAAAAGAAAUGGAGAAGCAGAGAGGAGUGUGUCCCUCCUUGGCUGGUUUGUGAAGAGUGCCCGAUGCCAGCCUGGGAAGAGAUUGUAUGCUCACUAGCACUUUAUAGAGGGGACAUGGGUCGUGUCCCCUGCCAGUUUCUGUAGAGGAUGUGUACCCAGUGCCAGUUGAUGAAAAGAGUAUGUGCCCUGUACCAGUUGUGGAAGAGGAUAUGAGCCUGAUGCCAGUUGUGGAGGAGAACAUGAGCCUGGUGCCAGUUGUGGAAGAGAACAUGAGCCUGGUACCAGUUGUGGAAGGAGACAUGAGACUGAUGCCAGUUGUGGAAGGAUACAUGAGACUGAUGCCAGUUGUGGAAGGAGACAUGAGGCUGGUGCCAGUUGUGGAAGGAAACAUGAGGCUGAUGCCAGUUGUAGAAGAAGACAUGAGACUGAUGCCAAUUGUGGAAGAAGACAUGAGACUAAUGCCAGUUGUGGAAGGAGAACUGAGCCCAAUGCCAGUUGUGGAAGAGAACGUGAGCCUGAUGUCAGUUGUGGAAGAGAACAUGAGCUCAAUGCCAGUUGUGGAAGGAGAUGUGAGCUCAAUGCCAGUUGUAGAAGGAGAUAUGAGCUCUAUACCACUUGUGGAAGGUGAUGUAAGCCCGAUGUCAGUUGUGGAAGAGAACGGGAGCCUGAUGUCAGUUGUGGAAGAGAACGUGAGCCUGAUGUCAGUUGUGGAAGGAGACGUGAGCCCGAUGUCAGUUGUGGAAGGAGAUGGGAGCCUGAUGUCAGUUGUGGAAGAGAAUGGGAGCCUGAUGUCAGUUGUGGAAGAGAAUGUGAAUGUGAUGCCAGUUGGGGAAGAGAAUGUGAACCCAAUGCCAGUUGUGAAAGAGAAUGUGAGCCUAUGCCAGUUGUGGAAGAGAAUAUGAGCCUGAUGUCAGUUGUGGAAGGAGACUUGAGACUGAUGCCAGUUGUGUAAGAACAUGAGCCCAUGCCAGUUGUGGAAGAGACUAUGAGCCGGAUGUCAGUUGUGGAAGGAGACUUGAGACUGAUGCCAGUUGUAUAAGAAUGUGAACCCAUGCCAGUUGUGGAAGAAAAUAUGAGCCUGAUGUUAGUUGUGGAAGGAGAUUUGAGACUGAUGCCAGUUGUGGAAGAGAACGUGAGCUUGAUGCGAGUUGUGGAAGAGAAUGUGAACCCAAUGCCCGUAGUAAAAAAGAACAACCCGAUGCCAGUUGUGGAAGAGAACGUGAGCUUGAUGCGAGUUGUGGAAGAGAAUGUGAACCCAAUGCCCGUAGUAAAAAAGAACAACCCGAUGCCAGUUGUGGAAGAGAACGUGAGCUUGAUGUCAGUUGUGGAAGAGAACGUGAACCCAAUGCCCAUUGUAAAAAAGAACAACCCGAUGCCAGUUGUGGAAGAGAACAUGAGCCCAAUGCCAGUUGU